GGGCACUUAACUUUGAACAUUAGUCAUUUGUAUGAAAGGCUUCGGGAGCGUAACUUCAGCAAGUCUGCAGCCGGACUCCUGCUCCUCCACCUCUGUUCGAGCGGCAUGAAAAUGCUGGAGGUUUUUUAAAGUAUAAUCAAGCUGAGUGACUGCAACUUAAGGAUUAAUACGCAAACUCUAGAUCUGAGGCUGUCUUGCAGAAUGCGCGCUGUGUGUGUGUGUUAUUCGUGGACUUGCAGACCGCUGUGGCCAGUUUUGAUUUUUCUGGCUGCAAUGCCCUGUUUCUCUCAGUGCUCAGAGAGUCCAGCCACAGUCGUUGGAAAAAUGUAUCCACGCGGAAAUCACUGGGCAGUAGGUCAUUUAAUGGGAAAGAAGAGCAUUCAUAAACAACCUACACUGCAGGAGGCAAACCUUGGCAGGGACUACCUCACACCUUCAGAGCCAGUCCAGAUCUAUAAGCUUGACCAAAAUAAGCAACCUACUGUAGCUCUGCAACCAAAGAAGCCCAAACAGAGGGUGCCCCACAGGCUGCCUCGGCUCCACAGUGGCCGGAGAGAAGAGGGCAGAGAUGAAUAUCACCGAGAGCUGUCAGACCUGCUUCAUCUGGCUUUGAAACUGAAGGACAGUGACUCCUCCUGAAUGCACGACAAACCGUGUCAGACAGCCACCGGUAUUCUCUUCUCUGUAAUUACGUAUGAACACUAAUGUAAAGUUUCUGAGUAAGCACUGGAAACGUGACAAAUGUAUACAUUUCAGCUCUCUCAGAUUUCUACAUGUUUACCGCACAAUGUGUCGAUGGCUGACAGGGUGUGUAUCUGACGAGGCUGGCAAAGUUGUGUUACAAAACUUGAGGGACUGAAAUAAACAUAAUAACGUGAUAACUG
This is a messenger RNA of Menidia menidia (Atlantic silverside), 884 nucleotides long. The record is from the annotation of a GenBank genome assembly. NCBI's taxonomy places the organism in Eukaryota, Metazoa, Chordata, Actinopteri, Atheriniformes, Atherinopsidae.